AUGUACGCACUGUUUCGACGAAAAUAUCGCACUCUUCUGUUACUAUUUGUUGUUGCAGUGUUAUUUUAUCUUCUCCAAUGUUUCACAGUUUCAAGAUUGGGAGAUGUAGCUCACAGUAACAUACACUUAAAUGUGCCCUCAAAAGAGGAUCUGGAUAACAUUGAGGAUGUAGCAGGUUUGUUAGGUGAACGUGAGAACAAGCACAAGUUAAAAUAUCCACAACAGAAGGAAAUUGAUAACCAUUUGGACCAAAAUGUGCAUAAACAAGAGAAACAUAAAAUAGGUAAUAAUAAAUUAGUAAAUAGCAUCAGUGUUAAAAAUGGUGGGCCUAGAAACAACCAGGUUGAAAAUAGAAAAGAUAAAAUUAAAAGUGACCAGGAUAGAAACAGCAGAUUUGCAAAGGAAAAUAAUGAAACACCAUGUCCAGAUUCUGAAGCACUCAGGCAUUUUGGUUUCAUUAAUAUGACGAAAGACAGCCGCUUAAUUGCUGCCAGUGUUAGUUUGUUGGGAGUUCUUGAGUCAGAGAAACACCUGUACAGCGCUGAUGACAGGAAUAUGUUGUCAUGCCUGACUGCAACUCAGGUAAGGAUUUCACGUCAGCAAAUUAAUGAUGAUUUUUGCGACUGCCCAGAUUCUUCAGAUGAGCCUGGUACUUCAGCCUGUCCAAGCAGCAGAUUUUACUGCACGAAACAAAUUCCAGGUUUUGUCACUCAGUUUAUCAUGUCCAGCAAAGUAAAUGACGGAAUCUGUGAUUGCUGCGAUGGAAGUGAUGAAUGGUUUGGUGCUGUGGUUCCAGACUUCAUGCGAAUUGAAGAGGGCAUGCCUCUCGGAGCUGUGUAUCAUGCACCAUGUGUGGAUAGAUGUGAUGACAUUUUAGCUGUCCACAACCAAGAAGAACUCGUUCGAGCACAAGGGAGAGAAAAACAGAAAGAAUAUUUGAAAAUGGCCGCACUUGAGCUUUCAGAGAAUGAACGAGAGAAAUACGGUCCGAAUGGGGUCUUUUACCCCUUGAGUAAAAAGUGCUACAAGCUGAACGUUGACCAGUACACCUACAUCAUUUGCCCAUUUGAGAAAGUCAGUCAAGAGUCGGUUCCACAAACUCCAGUUAUUCUUGGACGUAAAACAAGCGUCAUUUCUGAACAUGGGCAACAUAUGCUCAUCAUGGCGGGUGGGGAUAACACUUUGUGUCCUUUUGGACGUGAUCGAAGAUCUAAGAUUCACAUCAUGUGUGGAUUGAAUGACAGACUGAUGAAGGUUUCAGAAUCUGAGCUGUGUGAGUAUACAUUUACCAUGAGCUCUCCUGCUGCGUGCUGA
Messenger RNA from Candidula unifasciata, 1314 nucleotides. Lineage: Eukaryota; Metazoa; Mollusca; Gastropoda; Stylommatophora; Geomitridae. The record is from the annotation of a GenBank genome assembly.